CACAUUGACAAUUCAAGGAAAAUGAACCUGGGAUUCUGUUAAUAUGAAUGGUAAUAAUGAUAAAGUUGGGUUGGGAUACAAUUCUAUCUUUGCCCCACAUUGAAGGUUGGCUCUUUUGAGCUGGGGUACAUUUCUAUCCUUGCCCCACAUUGACAAUUCAUGGAAAAUGAGCCAUGGCCUCUUUUAAAUACCAGAUCUGAAAGAGGGGAAUGACAAAGAGGAAAGCCCUUCUUAGCUAUUCAGCUGGAUUCAUCUUCUCCAACAAAGAAGAUAACAGCACUUAGAUUGUCUUUCUUCUCUGUCUUAUUUCCUCGCUAUUAAGAUGGCCAAAAUUUUCUGUUCUUUAUGCUGCUGCUCUUGCUGCAGUUUACCCUCCCCUUCUCCUCCACAAUCUCUUCAACAACAACAACCAACCAUCUCUAUCUCUUCACCUCCUCACCAGCAAAGCAUUACUAAUACUGGGCAUUCCACCACCUCCUCGCCUUCACAACAUUCUCAACAAGAGCUCACUCCCACUAUGAAAGGCUUUAAGGAUUUUCUACACAAGUUCAAUGAUAUAAGCCAGAUUGAGGGUCUAAUUCCGGUUUUAGAAGAGCUAUAUAAGAUCGCUUCGGGAGAGAAGAGUGAUGAUGGAGGAUCUAAUUCUGGAGAUGCUAGAUACACGCGUGGUGUUCUCGACGAUGGCCAAAGAAUCCUGAAAAUGCUAGAUACACGAAUUGGCAAGCGUCCUGGAACGACAAAUUCUAUGGAUAGCGUAAUUACAGAGAUUGGAAAAGUUUGUACAGAAGUGCUCAAAGGAUCUGAGAAAAUUCCUAAAGUAGGAAUGGCACUUUGUAUAUUGGGAUCUGUAUUGGAGAGAUUUAGUAAGAUGUCUGACAACAAGAGUGAGUGCCUUGAAGUUUUGAGAAGGAUGCUUAAUCUUGGGAGGCAAAUUCUGCAGUUGAAUGAACAAAUUCCAGAGCAGAAACUAAAUGAGGGAAUUGAGUGCAUUGUUGUAGGAACUGUGAUGUGCAUCUCGCAACUUGCAAGAGCCAACAUUUUCAGGUUUGUUACUGCUACAGUGAAUGCCGAUAGUUUAAAGGCUUUUCAACUCAAAAUAGACCGCUUGUAUUCCGACAUCCAAUUGUCGACGACAAUUGCAAUAGGGGACAGAGUGCCAAUGAUUGGUUCCCAAUCUCAGAAAAUCUAUGCAUACCAACCCAGAGUUGGAAUUGAUAGCGGACUGAAAAGUGUAAUUCAGCGUCUUGAUUUGGAUGCACAAGAUGCAAUACCAAUUGUUGUGGUUGUCUAUGGAUUUGGUGGGAUUGGCAAGACCACACUCGCUGAUGCCGUUUAUGCCGACCUCAACCUCCAAUCUUAUAAGCAUUGCAGAAUUCAUAUGCAUCAAGAUUGUACCUACAAUGAUCUUAAAGAUAUUCAACAACAGAUUUUGAAAGGAUUGUUCAACAAGAACUUGCAAUUGAAAAACUGUGAUGAAGGUCAGGCAAGGUUGAGGUCAUUGUUCAAAGAGAAUCCUAAUCAGCCUUUAUUUCUAUACAUUGACAAUGGUCUCAAAAGCACAGAUCUUGAGCAACUUGUACCUCAAGGCUUGGGCACUUGCCUCCCACCGAAGAGUAGAAUACUUAUAAUUACUCGAAAUCUCCAUGAAACAGAUAUAUUUGCUGGCAGAAAUAUUCAACUGCGACAAUAUGACGUGAAUCCUCUUCCAGAUGUAGAGGCUAGAAAACUCUUGUUGGAGAAAGUCUCAGACUACAAUGAUGAAAAUAAUAUAGACAACCUCCUUAAGCUGUGUGGUGGUGUGCCGCUUCUACUAGAACUAGCUGGUUCACAAUUGGCUAUAAACAGGGGAAAUACAAAGAAUAUUGUAUUAGAGAUGCUUAAAGAAGGAGAGAAGGUCAAAGAGAAAGAUAUAAGCGACCGUAUGGUUGGUUUUGUAUAUGACAGAUUGUUAGAACCUGUUCAAGAGGCCUUUCUAGACAUCACAUCCUUCUUUUAUAAAUAUUGGACAAGUGAAAAUGUGGCCAGCAUAGUUGGAGAGGAGGAAUUCAGAGCUCUAGAAGCUGCAUCAUUCGUCAAGACAGAUGAAUACGGUAAUGUGAUUGUUCAUGACAUAGUUCGAGCAAGAGGGAAAAAGCUGUCAGAGCAAGAGGGAAACAGAAUCACAGACCGUGAGAGUUUAUUGGAAUGUUUGAAAAAUGAAGAGAAACUCAAAAAAUUAAAAGGCAUUUAUUUUGAUGAAGACAUUUAUUUUGAUGAAGAAGAUAAGCAGCCUCCAAUCGAAAUUAAUUGCCAUCAUCUUAAUUGUAUGAGUAAUUCUUUAAAAGUGCUAAGUUAUGGAGGGUCGCGAAUAACAUUCAGGGAGAAAAGUCAUAAACCAUUUGAACAACUCAGAUGCCUUGUAUUUGAUGGUGAUGUUCCUGAUUUACCAAUGGAGUUCGAGAAACUUGAGCGUCUCACCUACUACGAUGGCCCAUUGACGCAAGGCAUGAGUUUGUAUGAGUUUCCUCCAAGCCUGCGCAUAUUUAUCAUUUCAUUAGAUUAUAUAAUAACAUUGAGGAUUAUUCCGAGAAGAGAGUUGAAUAUUCUAAAAUUCCUCCCAAAGUCACUCCAGCUUCUUCGCUUGUAACAUUAGGCUUAGCUGGUUUCAUAAAUAUGCAAAGAUUGCCCGAUGGAGUGGAAAAGCUAACAAAGUUAGAAGACUUGAGAUUAUGGUAUUGGCAUCAGCUAAAGGAACUUCCUUCCAAAUUGGGAGAUCUCAGCAAUCUAAAUUGGUUGACACUAUGGAAAUGCUAUGAAUUGAAAGAGUUGCCUUCAAACUUUGGGCAACUUAGCAAUUUGAAAACUUUGCAAAUAUGGCAUUGUCGUGCAUUAAGUGCAUUACCUUCAAACUUUGGCCAGCUCAAAAAUUUAGAAAAGUUAGUAUUGGGGUAUUGUUCUGGGUUAAAAGAGUUGCCUUCAGAUUUUGGUCAACUCAAAAAUUUGAAAUGGUUAAAUUUGAGUGGUUGUUCUGGGUUGGAAAAAUUACCAUUAAGCUUUGGGGAUCUAACAGAGAUGAAGGAGAUAAAUUUGGAAGGUUGUUCCUUAAAAUUAAAAGAUUCCUUGCCCAAUAAUCUUAAAGGUGUAGAGACAGUUUGAAGAAUGUAAUUAAAUGUUACUUUGAGAGGGCUUUCAUUAUUUAUAAUAUUUCAAACAUAAAGGUUUGUGAUUUUC
Molecule: messenger RNA, 3210 nt
Organism: Cryptomeria japonica (Japanese cedar)
Lineage: Eukaryota; Viridiplantae; Streptophyta; Pinopsida; Cupressales; Cupressaceae
Product: disease resistance protein TAO1
Exons: 7
Coding region: 323-2626 (767 amino acids)
Biological process (GO): defense response to fungus
Molecular function (GO): ADP binding
Source: RefSeq, a predicted model, not a curated record